GUGGUUGUUGUUGUUGGUGGUGGUUAUUGAGUGAGUGAUUGGUGGUGGUCGUUGGUUGUUGGUUGGGGUGGUUAUUGGUGGUGGUAGUUGUUGGUUGUUGCUGCUGCUGCUGCUGGUGGCUGCGUCCCGCCGACUGGAGCGAUGUGCCCCACGCGCCACGUGCUGGCCUGCAUGCUGGCCUGCGCCCUGCUCGAGGUGGCCUGCGGCCUCGCAAGCAUCGCCCUGGGGGCCGCAUCCGUGGCCUGGGCGCUGCGGGGGGCCCAGCCGGUCCGCCUGGGGCACGGGGCCCCCCUGUGGAGCGGAGUUUGCUUCCUGCUGUGCGGCGUGUGCGGCGUCUUCUGCGCGAAGAGGAAGUCGGGGAGGCUGAUGAUUCUCUUCUCUGCUCUCUGCAUCUGCGGACUCAUCGCCGGCAUCCUGAGUUUCCGCUUCGUGUGGGUGCACGACCACUCCGGGGGCGCCUCCCCAAACCUCACCGCCGUCGCGACGGUCCCAGCCGGGGCAGCGACAGCUGGCGAGACAGCUGGUGCAACAGCUGGUGCGACAGCUGGUGAGACAGCUGCUGAGACAGCUGGUGCAACAGCUGGAUGGACAGCUGGGACAACAGCUGGCGAGACAGCUGGUGAGACAGCUGGUGCAACAGCUGGAUGGACAGCUGGGAAAACAGCUGGCGAGACAGCUGGUGCAACAGCUGGGACAACAGCUGGAUGGACAGCUGGAUGGACAGCUGGGACAACAGCUGGAUGGACAGCUGGUGUAACAGCUGGUGAGACAGCUGGGACAGCAGCUGGCGCGACAGCCGCCAAAGCAGCCGCCUCCGGCCCGGUUGCGCAACCACCGCGGCGGCCGAGACCAGCGCCGCCGCCGCGCCACCAGCGGAGUUGGCGCGGCGGCGGCGGUGCCGCGGGGCGUCCGGAGGGGCACGUGGCGGUGGCGUCGCUGAGCGUGGCGGGCGUCGGGGUGGCGGGCUGCGCCGCGUCCGCGUGGCUCACGUGCCGCCUGGCUCGCAACGAGCAGCGCCGCAUGUUCGUGGAGAUGGAGCACUCGCUGCACCACACGCACGAGCUCACCGAGAGGGAGCUGGCCGAGGUGCUGAACAACGGCAUCUCGCCUGUGUCCCAGGGCAGCAAAUCCUUCUGAAACGCCCGAGACACCGCCUCCGACCCCACCUCCAGGCGUCACCUCCGGCCCCACCUCCAUCAAAGACGAUGACGACGAUUGCUCCUCUUGUGGACGGCUGUGGACGUGCUCUGCCCCAGAUGGAACACGCGGUGUGCGUGUCGGGUGUCGGAUGGCGUCAUGCCAGCUGCGCCUUGGUGUCUGCGGGUGCGUCUCUCGCGUCUCCUCUGUGAGACGGCGUCUCCCCGGUGCUGCUGAAUACCUCUGGCGCAGGUGGACUGCCAGGUGGACCGCCAGGUGGACUGCCAGGUGGACCGCCAGGUGGACCUGUCCGGCGUCAGGGGGUGCCAGGCUUGAGGGAUCGAUGUUACAGCGCUUCAGCGGGUCCUUGCUGUGGUCCUUGAAGCGCUUUCUCUGUCCUCCAGCGGAGCGUUUGGCUGUGCUGAGUUGCCCCCUCCCCCCCGGAGAGAACUCGACGGGAGGGCGGGGGGACGGUGAUCAGGCACGCAGGUGACACGUGGUCGUUCAGCCACGCUCGCUUCAAUGCAGGAUGACUCGAUGUGUGGAACUCCGUACAUCCCGGUUGUAUUAUGUGAGUUCGUGGGCCGCGAGGGCUGAGCUUCUAUUUAAAGCUUUCGUGACUGCAGGGAUUAAUCUUCUUGGUUCUUUCGGUAAAGUCACGUAG
Messenger RNA from Lethenteron reissneri (Far Eastern brook lamprey), 1801 nucleotides. RefSeq names its product transmembrane protein 196 (gene TMEM196). NCBI's taxonomy places the organism in Eukaryota, Metazoa, Chordata, Hyperoartia, Petromyzontiformes, Petromyzontidae. Gene Ontology annotation, cellular component: membrane. The record is from RefSeq and is a predicted model, not a curated record.